ACACAUGCGCCCUAGAUUUCUAGCUUUAUAAUCGACUAAAUUUAGAAGUUGAUGCAUCGUCCUGCUGCCACAGAAGGAAUAAUUACAUGUCAGAUUAGUAGGGUUAUACUCGGAAAGAUCCUCUAUCUCCUUCUCUCCAGUUGCCCCAUCGUUUGUUUCUAUCUCUUUCCAAAAAGGAACAUUGAAAAAUACAUAAAUGGCGAACGGAUGACAUUUGGUUCAUUAUUUUAAAAAUGAUAAAAUUUUCCUAGUCGGUGUUUUUAUUUACAUUUCAUGAAUAAAACAUGUUGUUUAUUGUUGUUCACGAUAUUUUGAAUAGUGCAAGUGCGGCGUAGUGUUUGGAACCUGUACAAUAAACUGAAAACAAAAUCUUCGUAUAAAUGUUUUUUACUCGAUAAUAAUCUUUUAUUCUACUGUAUUUUCAAUAAAAACAAAUGCUUAGAUAGUUAAAUGAGUUAAAAAUGUGUCAAAGUUAAUGUCUAUAGGUGCCAGUGCUUUUUAAAUCGUACUCAAAUUAAAUCUAAACAAAAAUAGAGCUUCCCUUCUAGUUAAACUAGUCAAAAUGUAUAUUUAAACUAUUAUAGAUAUAAAAUUAAAUUAUAAAUAGCCGCACAAACUACUCGUGAGUGUUUUAAAUAUGUCACAGCACCCAAAAUGAUAAAUUACGUGAUAUUUACAAGUGUAUGAUUUUUGAGUGAAUAGUGAAAGAGUGAGUGAUUAUUAUAUUAAAAUGGUUACGAUGAACUCUUCGGAGAAGGCACAGAAGGCCUGUCAGCAGGGCCCGUCCAGAGACAACUCAAAAUGCGUGAAAGAAGACAAGGAAAAGGAUAAAGACAAAAAGGACAUAGUGCCGAAGAUACCUCCGAGUGUGCAGGCGCUCAUGUCCACCAUCCCCUCCCCGGAGGAGUCUCCAAACUACCUCAUCUACAAGAAGAUGGAAGCCAUCAUUGAAAAGAUGCAGGAUGAGAACACAGGAGUCCCCGUGAGAACUGUCAAGACCUUCAUGACUAAGAUACCUUCUGUAUUCACCGGCACUGAUCUAGUAAACUGGCUGAUGCGACAUCUCACUCUGGAAGAGAGGGACGCCCUACACCUCGCUCACUUGCUCGCUGCCCACGGCUAUCUGUUCCCUAUAGAUGACCACAACCUUACUGUGCGGAAUGACAACACUUACUACAGAUUCCAAACACCAUAUUUCUGGCCCUCUAACCAGUGGGAACCGGAGAAUACCGAUUAUGCGGUGUACUUGUGCAAGCGGACGAUGCAGAACAAGGCCCGGCUGGAGCUGGCCGACUACGAGGCCGAAUCCCUCGCCCGGCUUCAGAAGAUGUUCAGCCGGAAGUGGGAGUUCAUCUUCAUGCAGGCCGAGGCCCAGAGCAAGGUGGACAAGAAACGCGAUAAGCUCGAGAGGAAAGUUCUGGACAGCCAGGAGAGAGCCUUCUGGGAUGUUCACCGCCCGAUGCCCGGUUGCGUGAACACCACAGAGUUGGAUCCUAAAAAGCUGUCCCGUAUCAACGCGCUGAAGGCCAAACGGAUGCGACAGUGCCAAGAGCUCAUACAGCAGCAUAACCUCAAGAACAACCCUAUAGUGACAAUCACCAACCCCGAGGAAAGCGAGGAAGAGAUACAGAAGAAAGCUGAAAACGUCGUUAAAGAAAACGGUGAAUCCUCCGAACCUGAGAUAACUGUCUGCAUUCCCGAGGCUAACAAGAUUUCCACGCCGAGUAUAGAGCGGCAGGUGGAGGCCGCGAGACGAAACCUCGCGAUGUUGCGAGCUCGCAUGGAGCGGCGCAACGUCCGCGUCAGCAAGGUCGCUGAAAUCUUCAUAGCGUACUGCGAGCAAUACGCCGAGUACGAUAUGUUCCUCACCCCCCCGGAGUACCCCAACCCGUGGAUCCACGACACCACCGAGCUGUGGGAGCAGGAGAAGCAAUGCAAGGACCCGCUGCCUCUGCGGCGCGUGCGUCGCUGGGCCUUCGGGCUCCGAGAGCUGCUCAACGACCCCGCCGGCCAGGAGCACUUCGCGAAGUUCCUCUCCAAGGAGUUCAGCGGGGAGAACCUCAAGUUUUGGCUAGCGGUGCAGGAUUUGAAGGCUCAGCCGAUCCGGCGCGUUGCGGCCCGCGCCAAGGAGAUCUGGAAGGAGUUCCUGGCGGCCGACGCGCCUUCUCCCGUCAACAUCGACGCCGCUAGCAGGGAGCUGACCCGAGUGAAGGUGGAAUCCGGCACGGCAGACAGAUACUGUUUCGACCAGGCGCAGGCUCACGUAUACCACCUGAUGAAAUCUGACAGCUACUCGCGGUACUUGCGCUCAGAGAUGUAUAAGGACUAUCUCAACGGAUCUAAGAAAAAGACAUCAGUCAAAGGAAUCCGGUCCAUCGUUUCAUUCACCGCGCGUAAGGAGACCACCAACUAACGAACACAUAGAAACUGUGUGAAGCAUAUUGUGAAGACUUGUGAAACGUAUAUGUCGGUUUUAACUGUAACUACGUAUUUGGUACGAGUUUCGUAACUUUGGUAACAGCAGGUGGUGUGAUUUUCGUAACGACGGCAAGAACUAGUACUAGUUUCGUAACCUAGGAAACAACUGGUACUAGUUUCGUAACCUAGGAAACAACUGGUACUAGUUUCGUAACCUAGGAAACAACUGGUACUAGUUUCGUAACCUAGGAAACAACUGGUACUAGUUUCGUAACUUAGGAAACACCUGGUACUAGCUUCGUAACCUAGGAAACACCUGGUACUAGUUUCGUAACCUAGGAAACAACUGGUACUAGUUUCGUAACCUAGGAAACAACUGGUACUAGUUAGUUUUGUAACCUAGGAAACAACUGGUACUAGUUAGUUUUGUAACCUAGGAAACAACUGGUACUAGUUUCGUAACCUAGGAAACAACUGAUACUAGUUUCGUAACCUAGGAAAUAACUGUUACGAGUUUCGUAACUUUUGUUAAUCGCUUGGGAACUUAAGAGUAAUAGGGGAGAUGGUUUAAAACAAGUAUUUUUUUUUUAAUUUCUGACAUUUUAAAGCGUGUUUUUACGCAAAAAUAAGUCGAAAAUUGUGACUUUACGUACAAUAUUUUAACGUUGGCAUUUAUUAGUUAUUAAAAAGAAAUAAAAAAGCGUUACAUCUAACGCUCUAUGUAUCUAAGAUAUUUUUUUGUCAUUUAUUGAUAAGAAAAUGAAUGUUUUCUUGUAAUCAUUGACUGGGACUGACAGUUAUUUUGACAUCAUAAGCAGUAACAGUACAGUUUUUUUUUUAACUUCAGUCUGAUAUUCUCAUAAUAGAAUCUAAAUUUUGGAGAGAGAAUCCAAAAUAAAAAAAAAUGAUCUGAAGCUACAUAUGUUAUUUUAUUAAGAGACAAUGUCAGUGUAUUAAAAUUAUAUCUAAAAUAGAAAACAUAUUGUAAGUAAAUACCUAGUUAAAACAUUUCCGACUAAAAAUAGGGUAAAUCUUCAAUUAAUGGUCACCUCCUAAUAACUGGCCAC
Messenger RNA from Cydia fagiglandana, 3485 nucleotides. RefSeq names its product regulator of G-protein signaling 7 (gene RSG7). Gene Ontology annotation, molecular function: GTPase activator activity. The transcript is spliced from 17 exons. The record is from RefSeq and is a predicted model, not a curated record. Gene Ontology annotation, cellular component: neuron projection; cytoplasm. Lineage: Eukaryota; Metazoa; Arthropoda; Insecta; Lepidoptera; Tortricidae. Gene Ontology annotation, biological process: intracellular signal transduction; regulation of G protein-coupled receptor signaling pathway; positive regulation of GTPase activity. Bases 731 to 2413 code for a protein of 560 amino acids.